This is a messenger RNA of Tetrahymena thermophila SB210, 867 nucleotides long. RefSeq names its product serine protease, putative. The transcript has 5 exons. NCBI's taxonomy places the organism in Eukaryota, Ciliophora, Oligohymenophorea, Hymenostomatida, Tetrahymenidae. The record is from RefSeq and is a predicted model, not a curated record.
AUGAUUUUUUAACUUAUCUGUAAAAAUAAAAACUUAAUUAAUAACAUAAAUUCAUUAUUAUUUACAUAUUUUAUUAUAAAUUAAUUAAUACAACAAAUAAUAGUAAAUUUGAAAUAAUUUAAUUAAAAUAAAACAAGUUAGCAAACAAAAAGUAAGAACAAUAUUUUGAGUAUAAUGAAACUAAAAAAAUAAAUAGAUUUUAUUGUCUUUCUCCUGAAAAUUUUUACAAUUCUUCAACCUAUUGAAAGUUAGACAUCUCCGUGUGACCCUUAAAAAAAUUCAUGCUGUGACUAAUCUUGCUUUAACUGUUCACAAAAUUAAAUUUCUUAAUGCUUGGCUUGUAAUUCAAAUUACUUCUACUUAAAUAUCUAAUAUCAAUGCUUGAAGACAUGUCCUUAAGGAACUUACUUAGAUUAGAAUUCUAAUCAAUGCAUCGCAUGUGCUAGCUAAUAUUGUAACCAGUGUUCCAGCAAUUAAUGUUUCUAAUGCAAAGAUGGCUUUUAUAAAGACUCAAAUGAUCCUCAAAAUUGCAUAUCUCAAUGUAGCUAGCUUGGGCAGAUUCAAGAUGAAGAAGGUUAAUGCAAUUAUGGUUGUGACAACGAUUAGAUAUACAAUACCGAUUACUAAUCAUUUAGCUGUUAAGUUAAAAUUUAAUGUCCCCAAAUAUAGUAAAUACCUUAAAUUUAAAAUUAGAAUAAUAUUGUUUCGUCUUUGCUUGAUAAAACAAUGACUAUAUUGACUCUAAUAGAUGUUUCAGGAAAUGUAGUUUAAUAUAGUUAUCCACAACUGCAAAUACAAUCAGGAUAUUUACUUAACAUAACUUCUUACUAACAAAAUGUUAAUUCAAAUUAUUCAAAUCAAAAAUGA